AUGCAGAACAGAUACAAACAACAUUUACAAACAACGCAGAACACGUACUACCAGCGCCAACCAGCAACACAGAACAACCACAACCAACACGUACAAACACAGAACAACCACAACCAACACGUACAAAGAACAACCACAACCAACAUGUACAAACACAGAACAACCACAGCCAACACGUACCAACGCAGAACAACCAUAGCCAACACGUACCAACGCCGAACAACCACAGCCAACACGUACCAAGGCAGAACAACCACCACCAACACGUACCAAUGCAGAACACGUACCAAUGCAGAACGACCAUCACCAACACGUACCAAUGCAGAACAACCACCACCAACACGUACCAACGAAGAACAACCACCACCAACAUGUACCAAUGUAGAACAACCACCACCAACAUGUACCAAUGUAGAACAACCACCACCAACACGUACCACCACAGAACAACCACAAACUACACAUACCAAUGCAGAAAAACAACCAUCAACAGGUACCAUCGCAGAACAACUACAACCAGCACGUACCAAUGUAGAACAACCACUACCAACACGUACCAAUGUAGAGCAAGCGCCACCAACACGUAUCAUUGUAGAACAACCACUACCAACACGUACCAAUGCAGAACAACUGCCACCAACACAUACUAAUGCAGAACAAGCACCACUAACACGUACCAAUACAGAACAAGCACCACCAACACGUACCAUUGUAGAACAACCACCACCAACACGUACCAAUGCAGAACAAGCACCACCAACACGUACCAAUGCAGAACAAUCACAGCCAACAUGUACCAAUGCAGAACAACCGCCACCAACAUGUACCAAUGGAGAACUGCCUCCACCAACACGUAUCAGUGUAGAACAAGCGCCACCAACACGUAUCAUUGUAGAACAACCAACACCAACACGUAUCAUUGUAGAACAACCACCAUCAACACAUACCAACACAGAACAACCACCACCAACACGUACCAAUGCAGAUAAACCACCACCAACACGUACCAACGCAGAACAACCACCACCAACACGUACCAAUGCAGAACAGCCACCACCAACACGUACCAACGCAGAACAACCACCACCAACACGUACCAAUGUAGAACAGCCACCGCCAACACGUACCAAUGCAGAACAAGCACCACCAACACGUACCAAAGUAGAACAACCACCACCAACACGUACCAAUGUUAAAACAACCACUACCAACAUGUACCAAUGCAGGUCAACCACCACCAACACGUACUAA
Molecule: messenger RNA, 1251 nt
Organism: Mercenaria mercenaria
Lineage: Eukaryota; Metazoa; Mollusca; Bivalvia; Venerida; Veneridae
Exons: 1
Coding region: 1-1251 (416 amino acids)
Source: RefSeq, a predicted model, not a curated record